Molecule: messenger RNA, 1293 nt
Organism: Bubalus bubalis (water buffalo)
Lineage: Eukaryota; Metazoa; Chordata; Mammalia; Artiodactyla; Bovidae
Gene: GSG1L2
Product: GSG1 like 2
Exons: 5
Coding region: 427-1293 (288 amino acids)
Cellular component (GO): plasma membrane
Source: RefSeq, a predicted model, not a curated record
UCAAAUUUAAGAGCAUUUCGAGUUGGAUCUGUAGCUAUUCCAUUGUGCCUAACACAAAAUGGAAGGACAUUUUCUUCCAGUAUCUAAAAACAGUCAUCCAGUUCAACAAAAGAGUUGCUCACAUCACAUGGGAAUAAAUGAAGUUCUGCCCUUGCGAAAAAAAAAAAAAAAAAGAACAAAAACAGAAAACCAGCACCCCUACAUCAUGGGAAGGACUGAAGGGCUGACAGUGUUGAAGGGAGCACGGCCCAGCUCUGUGGCUCCUUCGGGCACAGAUGUCACACCCUGGAGAGCACCAGUUCCCCAGGGGGACAUGCGGGGAGAGGUAAGGAUGCCAGAUGGUGGACCGAGGUGGGGCGGGUACCAGGAUGAGGCAAGCGAGGGGGACCCCACUGCUCAUCCUGCCGCCGCACCCCGCAUUCAGCCAUGGACCAGUGGGCCAGGCAGCAGCGGGCUCUGGCCCUCCUCCUGGUCUGCCUGGCCCUCACCUUCUCCCUCACGGCCGUGAGCAGCAGCUACUGGUGCGAGGGCACGCGGCGGGUGGCAAAGCCGCUGUGCCAGGAUCGUCCGGGGGUGCUGCACUGCAUCCACUACAGCCGUGGCAGCAGCAACAAUGGGACCCAGCCCGUCCAGUACAUUUGGGAGAUGGGGGAUGACAAGUUCGUCCAGCGCAGGUUCCACGUGGGGCUCUGGCAGUCAUGUGAGGAGACGCUUGGGAGCACAGGUGAAAACUGCAGAAGUUUCCAGAGUGUAAUACCAGCUGAAGAGCAAGGUGUCUUGUGGCUGUCUAUCGGGGCUGAGGUCCUGAAUAUCCUACUGACAUUGACGAGUGCGGUCCUCCUGGGCUCCAGAGUGAGGCAUCACUCUGGGUUCCACUGGCUCAAGGUGGAUGCCUCAGUAGCCAUCCUCACCGUGCUUGCAGGGCUCCUAGCCAUGGUGGCCCACAUGAUGUACACAACCAUUUUUCAAAUCACCGUGAACCUUGGGCCAGAAGAUUGGAAGCCUCAGACGUGGGACUAUGGCUGGUCAUACUGCCUCGCCUGGGGUUCCUUUGCCCUGUGCAUGGUUGCAUCGGUCAUGGCCACAAGCAGAUACACAGCAGCCCGCCGGGAACUCGCAGAGAAAAAAAGUGGACAGAAGGGCAGUCGGCACUCUCCACAAGACUUCCAGAAACCCAAGGCUUCAGAAAGUGUUUGGGAUACAGAAGCUGCUCCCGGCCCUGCAGGGGGUGCCCUCAUCGGUGUAUCUAAGCACCUGCCACCAGAGGCUCCAGGCAGGGUGUCCAUGUGCUAG